UUCAAAGUAGAAACUUACAAACUUCUUUGUUUUUCGUGAUGUUACACAAUAACCUAACUGUGACAAAAAUAAGAGAAAACUAUAAAACUCAAUGCAUGAUGCAUAACAAACUACCACAACAAUCACAAUUGAAACCUUCACAUCCAUAAUCAUAAACACCCUUCUUAUCAGCUGCAAUGCCUAACAACAAUAAGAACAAACCUUUUCUAUUCCCACAGAUUCAAUCCACUGUCCUCCCUGACCCCUCCAACUUCUUCUCCCCAAAUCUGCUAUCCACACCCCUCCCUACCAACUCUUUUUUCCAAAACUUUGUGCUAAAAAAUGGUGACCAACCUGAAUACAUUCACCCUUACCUCAUCAAAUCCUCAAACUCAUCACUUUCUGUUUCAUACCCUUUUCAUCAUUUUAACUCUUCUUUCAUAUACCAAGUUUUCAAUGCUGAUCUCACCAUAACUUCUUCAGAACAAAAAACCAAUCAACAUUCCAAUGAAAAACACAUAAUAUCAUCCUAUAGUGAUCUUAGUGUCACCUUAGAUAUCCCUUCUUCAAAUCUCAGUUUCUUCCUUGUUAGAGGAAGUCCCUUUUUGACUUUUUCUGUCACAAAACCAACACCUCUUUCCUUUUCCACCAUUCAUGCAAUUCUUUCCUUCUCUUCAAAUGAUAACCUUACCAAGUUCACCUUUCACCUUAACAAUGAUCAAACAUGGAUUUUAUACGCUUCCUUGCCGAUCAAGUUAAGUCAUGAACUUUCUGAGAUCACUUCUGAGGCCUUUUCUGGCAUAAUCCGGAUCGCUUUGUUACCAAACUCCGAUUCGAAAAACGAAGAUUUUCUUGACAAGUUUAGUUCUUGUUACCCUUUAUCAGGUGAUGCUGUGUUCAAAGAACCAUUUAGUGUUGAAUAUAAAUUUGAGAAAAAAGGUUCAAGUGAUAACUUAGAUUUACUACUAUUAGCACAUCCUCUUCAUCUUCACCUUUUGUCUAAGAAUGAUAGUAAAGUUACAAUUUUGAAUGAUUUCAAGUAUAAAAGCAUUGAUGGUGAACUUGUUGGUGUUGUUGGUGAUUCAUGGCUUUUGAAAACUGAUCCUGUUUCUGUUACUUGGCACUCAAGCAAAGGUGUGAAAGAAGAAUUGCGCGACGAAAUCAUUUCGUCUCUUUUGAAAGAUGUUGAGAGUCUAAAGUCAACUCCAAUAACAACAAGUUCUUCUUAUUUCUAUGGAAAAUUGAUAGCAAGGGCUGCAAGGUUAGCAUUGAUAGCUGAAGAAGUGAAUCAUCUUGAUGCAAUUCCAAUUGUGAAGAACUAUUUGAAAGAAUCCAUUGAGCCUUGGCUUGAUGGAACUUUCAAUGGAAAUGGUUUUCUCUAUGAUAAAAAAUGGGGAGGGAUUGUCACUAAACAAGGGUCUAAUGAUUCCGGUGCUGAUUUUGGAUUUGGAAUAUAUAAUGAUCAUCAUUAUCAUUUAGGAUACUUUCUCUAUGGAAUUGCAGUGCUUGCUAAGAUUGAUUCAUCUUGGAGUAAAAAGUAUAAGUCUCAAGCCUAUUCACUAUUAGAAGAUUUUAUGAACUCGAAUGCAAGUUCAAACUCGAAUUACACGCGUUUGAGGUGUUUCGAUCUUUAUAAGUUGCAUUCUUGGGCUGGAGGUUUAACUGAAUUUGCAGAUGGAAGGAAUCAAGAGAGUACUAGUGAAGCUGUGAAUGCAUACUAUUCGGCAGCGUUGAUCGGUUCGGCGUAUGAUGAUACUAAUCUUGUUGAUAUUGGAUCAACACUUUUAGCAUUGGAAAUUGAUGCUGCUAAAAUGUGGUGGCAUGUUAAAAAGGAAGGAAAUUUGUAUGAAGAAGAUUUUACAAAAGAGAAUAGGAUGAUGGGAGUUUUGUGGUCUAAUAAGAGAGAUAGUGGAUUAUGGUUUGCACCUUCUGCUUGGAGAGAGUGUAGGUUAGGGAUUCAGCUUUUACCAUUGGUUCCAAUUUCUGAAGUUUUGUUUUCUGAUUUUGGUUAUGUGAAGGAACUUGUGGAGUGGACUUUGCCUGCUUUGGAUAGGGAAGGUGUUGAAGAAGGAUGGAAAGGUUUUGUGUAUGCUUUGGAAGGUCUUUAUGAUAAUGAAAGUGGUUUGAAGAAUAUAAGAAGUUUAAAUGGUUUUGAUGAUGGAAAUUCAUUCACUAAUCUGUUAUGGUGGAUUCAUAGUAGAGGUGAUGAAAAAGGAGGAUUUGAGUGAUGGAAAUUCAAUGUUCAUGGUUUGCUCAUUAUUAUUUCCAAUGUUAAAUGGUUUCUAUAUAUUUAAAAAGAAAAUAAGAAACAACUGAUUCAAUUGCUUAAUGAAUUUCUGUUAAGAAUAAA
Molecule: messenger RNA, 2329 nt
Organism: Cicer arietinum (chickpea)
Lineage: Eukaryota; Viridiplantae; Streptophyta; Magnoliopsida; Fabales; Fabaceae
Source: RefSeq, a predicted model, not a curated record